AUGAGUACUCCAGAUGAAUUGAUAUGUUUCAUCAAACCAGAGUAUAAACUUCCUUUGGUAAAAAUUCAACAUGACAUCAAAGAGAAGCAGGAAGAAAUAAAGAAAACUGACGAAAGUGAACAUCCCAGACAAGAAGAUGGACAACCAAUGUCAAAGAGACAAAGGAAAAGGGAGAAAAAGGGAAUGAACAAGCGUCGGCCUAUUUUCAAACAAUCAUUGGAUGAGCAAUUGUGUCGAUCAUUAGUUGAUGGACGUGAAGUUGAAUGUGAACGUAGUGACAAGUGUAGAAUGUCACAUGAUUUAAAAUCAUAUCUCGAAAAUAAAGCUCCAGAUAUAGGUGAAAAAUGUCCGAUCUAUGAUGUCAAGGGAUUCUGCAUUUAUGGAGUUACAUGUCGACUUGCAAAAAAUCAUUUGACUGAUGAAAAUAUUAACAAAAAUCCAAAUAAAAUCGAACGAACUGAACGUCAACAUCUUCCAUGGGAACUUCAAAAUUCCCUACGUAAGAAAACUUUUGAUUAUUCUAAAUCUGAUAAAGUAUUGAAGGAAGUUGAUGAAAUUAUUGGAAAAAAGUUAAUUGGUUCAGCUGGGGAUGAUGAGAAUGUAAAAAUAAGAUUGGAAGAAAAGAAACGAAUAGAUUUCAGCAACAAACUCGUGCUCAGUCCAUUGACGACAGUUGGAAAUUUGCCAUUUCGGAGAAUAUGUAAGGAAUAUGGAGCUGACAUUACAGUUGGUGAAAUGGCGUGUGCUUUACCAAUCAUAACUGGAUCACUUCCCGAAUGGGCUUUGACAAAACGCCACAGCAGCGAAGAUAUUUUCGGUGUACAACUUUGCGGUGCAAACGCGAGAACUGUUUGUUAUGCAGCACAAGUUCUCACAGAAAAUAUUGACGUUGAUUUCAUUGAUUUAAACAUUGGAUGUCCAAUUGACUUAAUUUACCAACAAGGUGCUGGUUCUGCACUUAUUAGACGACAAAAUGUUCUCGAACAAAUUGUGAGAAGUUGCUCUCGAAUUCUCGGUGAAAAACCUUUCACAGUUAAGACUCGAACUGGCGUUUAUGCGAACAAAUCAGUAGCACAUGAACUUUUGCCAAAGUUAGAACAAUGGGGAGCUUCAGCUGUGACACUUCAUGGUCGUUCACGAGAACAACGUUAUACGAAACUCGCUGAUUGGGAUUACAUUGAGAAAUGUGCUAAAGAAGUGAAAAGAAUUCCAAUCAUUGGCAAUGGCGACAUUUUGAACUUUGAGGAUUAUCAAUCAGUUCGUGAACGAGCUCCACACGUUUCAAGUGUCAUGAUUGGACGAGGUGCUUUGAUUAAGCCUUGGAUUUUCAAGGAAAUUAAAGAAGGAAAAGCGUUUGACAUCAGCAGUAAAGAACGUUUUGAAAUGUUACAAAAAUAUGUAAAUUAUGGUUUGACGCAUUGGGGAAGUGACACGAAAGGUGUUGAAAAUACGCGACGAGUUGAUACGAUCAAGAACCAACUCAAGUUCUUUUAG
Messenger RNA from Clunio marinus, 1494 nucleotides. The record is from the annotation of a GenBank genome assembly. NCBI's taxonomy places the organism in Eukaryota, Metazoa, Arthropoda, Insecta, Diptera, Chironomidae.